UGGCGCCAGCCCUUGACUCACUGCUGUUGUCCCAGGCCCUUGUACCCAAGCAACUUAACCUUGCUUCAGGGACUUAACUUACUUCUUAGACUUAGUACAGGGCGCGCUGGCCCGUUCCCUAUCUCGACUGCUAUCAGCGUCCACAUUCCACCAUCACAACAGUCAGGAACGUCGCUCUAAUAUUGCAAUCAUGUCGCCUCGUUCUCUGGAGAAGAUCAUGCACAGGAAUAGAUCCAAAGAGGGUCAUCGGAAAUUCUCUCCUCCGGGCCCUACAUACAUGUCAGAUGAUCAGAUUGCAAGCUAUCUCAAGGAUCUCCGGACAAACAGACCCCCUCGUCCCAAUGGUUCGCGGCCACUCCCCUCCAAACCCAACCCGUCCACCACCAGUGUCAGGGACGAGCUCCCUCCACGGGCAACGUCGGCGCUCUCAAUGUCGAGACGCACGGAGACACCAUCCCAGGAACACCUGAGAAGUGAUCCUCAGCCUCGAUCAGCAAGUGCCCUGUCCCAUCGCCGGCUGACCUCAGAGGCGGGACCCAGGAGGGGUUCGGUUGGACGUCCGCUCGUCCAGGAACCAGGGAACUACUCAGGGAGACAUAGCUACGGCCCGGGUGCGAAACUGGCCUCCCCGACUAGCGUCACCCCCAGUGGUGCGUAUCGAGAGAACGGCCAGCGCUGGAUGGAAAAGCAGGAGGCUCGAUCACUGCGGGACGCCCUGGAGGAGCUGGAUCUCCAGGAGGAAAUGCGGAUUUACGCGGGGGCCCAGGACGAAGCAACCGAACUGGUGUGGAAGCACCAACAUCCUGGUGUUCCGUUCAAGAACCCACAUGCUGCGUACCGGAAUCCCGAUAUGACCAGAGUCUACCCACAGGACAGAGCUUCCUACACAGGAGGCCGCAGUAAUAGCAUAACUACAGACGACGAAUCACACAGCUCGAAAUCGGGGGGAGCAGCCUCGAUCGACAGUAAAGGCUCGGCUUCUCGAGGUGACACCUUACCCAGAAAGCCGAAAGUCAACUUUGCGUUGCCUCCUGAGGAGGACUCUCCGUUGCCAGGUUGCCGCGAUAGCAGCGGCUCUCCCAAGGGGAUAUUCAGGAACCCGGAGGAUCACAUAUAUGAAGAGCCCGAUGAGCGGGAUAGCAGAAGGGCAUCAUCUCGGUAUGAGACGAUGCAUCCGACCUCGUCUGCAUUGAAAGCAAAGCCACGAAACUCCUUACCACGCGAUGGCCGGCCGUCACUCUCUCGUUAUGAUAUCCACAAGAACCCCCCUUCUCAGUCGAGAAAUCCGGCUUACACAGUCAAUUCUUCUCCUUCUCCAGAACGUGAACUUCUGAACCAAGACGUCCCAAAAAAGAACGGUAUUGAAAUUCGCAGCGACGACAUCCGUGCUGCAACCAGUAUGAAGCUGAAGGACCGGAGCAGCAAGUUACCAAUGCCGACAGCUGUCAGCGAUCGUCUCGGACGGCCCAUUGUUAGUUUCGACAAAAACUGGAAGGCCCCUGAUGAGCCAAAGAGCAGUAACUCUACUUUCGGGAAGGGAAAGUCAUCUCCUACUCCACCGCCACCGGUCCCUGAGAUCAACGUCUGCGAACCUGCCUCGAUACCCACGAUCACUCUGCCUGACAACAGUCCCCCGAAGAUAUCAGAGAUGCAGCCGAUUUCUGACCGUGGGAGAGAUAGCACGCGGCCGCUGCCUGAUCCGAAGAGUGUUCCCAACAAGAAACACGUAACGAAAGUGAGCCAAGGAACGUCGAACCGCUGGUACUCCCCGUACACCCGCGCUGGUGUUCCGACGGCCACCUGUGCUGCUUGCACUCUUCCGAUUGCGGGGAAGAUAGUGACGGCAGCAGGAUCACGGUUCCAUCCUGAAUGCUUUACCUGCCAUCACUGUGGGACUGCUCUGGAGUGUGUUGCUUUUUACCAGGAGCCGGAAGCGAAGCGUGCGGAGAGAAUUGAAAGAUCGGCUGCUGACGAUGACGAGGCUCAGGCGAUGCGAUUCUAUUGCCAUUUGGAUUUCCACGAACUCUUUAGCCCCAGGUGUAAGAGCUGCAAGACCCCAAUCGAAGGCGAAGUGGUGGUGGCCUGCGGUGCAGAGUGGCAUGUUGGUCACUUCUUCUGUGCGGAGUGUGGUGAUCCUUUUAACUCCGAGACCCCAUUCGUGGAAAAGGAUGGCUUCGCCUGGUGUCUUCGUUGUCACUCUCGACGUACCGCUUCACGUUGUCUUGGCUGCAAGCAACCUGUGCUCGAUGAUAUCGUCGUCACCGCUUUGGGUGGCCAGUGGCAUGAUAAAUGCUUCGUCUGCCACGAGUGUGGUGCUGGAUUCGGCCCUGAAGGGCGAUUCUUCGUGAAGCAGGGGGAGCCAAAGCGAACUGCGAAGGGUCGAAUCAUCGGCGGACCAGUUCAGUUAGCAGUUUGUGAAAGAUGCGAGGGCAUAAGGCUCAAGGCCUGAUCACAAUGUCAAGCAGACCGUCCCCAUUGAGUAACCGUCCAAACUCUCCUGGUUAAGCAAGCAUUUUGCUGCAGCCGCAGAGCUGUCGACCGAAUCUUCGCUGUUUCCCCCGGCUUCUUUCUUGAUUGCAUCUGA
Molecule: messenger RNA, 2584 nt
Organism: Paecilomyces variotii
Lineage: Eukaryota; Fungi; Ascomycota; Eurotiomycetes; Eurotiales; Thermoascaceae
Product: LIM domain protein
Exons: 3
Coding region: 191-2449 (752 amino acids)
Cellular component (GO): nucleus; Z disc
Molecular function (GO): transcription coregulator activity
Source: RefSeq, a predicted model, not a curated record